Molecule: messenger RNA, 598 nt
Organism: Drosophila ficusphila
Lineage: Eukaryota; Metazoa; Arthropoda; Insecta; Diptera; Drosophilidae
Exons: 2
Coding region: 96-578 (160 amino acids)
Source: RefSeq, a predicted model, not a curated record
UCUUUUUUUCCUUACAACUUCAAGCACCAACUGUCGUUUCUCGCACCCUUUAAAAAUUCUUUUUAAGUUUAUACGAGUUUUCAAAAUUUUCCAUAAUGCGGGAGGAGGAUCUUCUUGACGAGGAAUUCGAAAGCCUCCGUCGCAUUGCAUUGGCCAUUUGUCAGACCCUCGGAAGACCAAAGGAUCGGGAAUUAUGCAGGAGCACCCUCGAUACGGUGGCAAAUUUCAAUCGGGAUCCAUCCAUCAAGACCAAGGAGAACGUGCACAAGUUCAUGGUCUUCUAUCUGAAAGUGCUUAGGUGGACACAAAAGAAUCAACCCCUUGAAUUAUAUCGAAAAUGGUAUGGUCAAGACCUGGGUAAUUCGAUGUCCCCUAAAACUGGCGGCAAUUCUAAUGAGGAAUUGCGAGUUUGGUUGGAGGAGGGAAAGUCUUUUUAUGCUUUAAAAACCUUUGAGGACGGAUCCACAACCAUUUUCAGCGCAGUGGCAAAGGAUCCGAAAGCUGGUUGGUCAGAAAAUGGUCUGAAAACUUUGAUGGAAAUGCAAAGCGGUUGCGCUUUGGGCACAGAUAAUAAAUAAAUGGUUUUAUUUACUUUGUA